AUGAGUGUUUUGAUUGUUGCUUUUCUUGUGUUCAUCACGUCUUAUAUUGUUCAUUUCUAUUGGAAAGUGACAAAAUACCCGAAGGGACCGUUUCCUAUUCCAGUUUUGGGAAAUCUGCUUCAGUUUCCCGAUAAAAACAUCCAUAUCCACUUCGACGAUUUGGCCAAAAAAUAUGGACCAUGUUUCACAUUAUGGACUCCACUUCCAUCAGUGGUGAUCACGGAUUAUGAAUAUCUGAAAGAUGCGUUCGUAACACAAGGCGAAGCAUUCAUUCAACGUUCGAACCGUCCACCUGAGACACUUUUGCAACCACACCCAAAUACUGGUGUGUUGGCUUCCAGUGGAGAAAAUUGGAGACUUCAGAGAAGAACAUCGCUGAAGAUUCUUCGAGAUUUUGGAUUGGGAAGAAACUUGAUGGAGGAACAAGUGAUGAGAUCUGUGCAUGAAAUGCUAACACAGCUGGAAGGUAUUGCUGACAAGAAGAAUGUCGAUAUGUUUUGGCCAAUUCAACUUUGUGUUGGAAAUGUCAUUAAUGAGAGUUUGUUUGGAUAUCAUUACAAAUAUGAAGAUGCAGAGAGAUUCAAAACGUUUGUAAAAGUCGUGGACAGGCACUUGAAGACUGCUCAAGGACGCAUUCCACUAUUAAUUGCUGCCUUCCCAUGGCUUCGUCAUGUUCCAAUUAUUGGAGAACUCGGAUAUCAUAGUAUCAAGAGAAACAUCGAACAAUACCAAACAUUCAUUGAUGAGGAAGUUGCGAGUCAAGUCAAAGAAUACGACGGGGAAAGUGAGCCAGAUAAUUUUGUUCAUGCUUACAUGAAACAAAUGAAACAAUCAGGAAAUCAAGGACUUGAUAUGCCAAAUCUCUGUGCAUCGGUUCUCGACUUCUGGCUAGCUGGUAUGGAAACCACAUCCAACUCUCUCCGUUGGCAUUUGGCUUAUAUGAUGAAAUAUCCGGAAAUCCAAGACAAAGUUCGUAAAGAAAUAUUCGAUGUCGUGGGAACUUCGAGACUACCUUCAAUGUCUGACAAGCCGAAUAUGCCGUACACUCAAGCAGUCAUUCAUGAAGUUCAAAGACAUUCAAAUAUGGUUCCAAUGCUAGGAACACACAAAAGUGUUGAAGAUAUUGUGGUGAAAGGGCAGAAUAUACCUUCUGGAACCAACGCAGUCCUUGAAAAAACAAUCCCAUUCAGUAUCGGAAAGAGAAAUUGUGUUGGAGAAGGAUUGGCUCGCAUGGAACUUUUCUUGAUCUUCAGCGCUUUGAUCCAAAAAUACGAGUUUGUACCAAAUGCUAGUGUUGAUCUGGCCCCAGAGUGGGGAGCUGUGCUCACUACAAAGCCAUACACGUGCCAACUCAUCCCACAAACUGAAUAA
This is a messenger RNA of Caenorhabditis remanei, 1371 nucleotides long. RefSeq lists its product as uncharacterized. The record is from RefSeq and is a predicted model, not a curated record. The coding region runs from base 1 to 1371 and encodes 456 amino acids. The transcript is spliced from 7 exons. Gene Ontology annotation, molecular function: iron ion binding; oxidoreductase activity, acting on paired donors, with incorporation or reduction of molecular oxygen; monooxygenase activity. Lineage: Eukaryota; Metazoa; Nematoda; Chromadorea; Rhabditida; Rhabditidae.